Molecule: messenger RNA, 1760 nt
Organism: Salarias fasciatus (jewelled blenny)
Lineage: Eukaryota; Metazoa; Chordata; Actinopteri; Blenniiformes; Blenniidae
Product: transmembrane protein 198-like
Exons: 5
Coding region: 362-1369 (335 amino acids)
Cellular component (GO): plasma membrane
Source: RefSeq, a predicted model, not a curated record
UUUAGUGCGUCAGACGCUCAGGUCUCACUCGCAGCUCUGACAGGAAAACACACACACACACACACUCUCUCUGGAACUCCUGACAAAACUCCUGACUCCUUCUUGGUUUCAUGGUGAUUUAAUGAUUGAAAACUACCAGCGAGGACACUUCAGCCUCUGUUAUGAAGUUGAUCUCCACCAUGUGAAGACAUGUUUCACUCAAGGUGCACAACAGGAAGCUGUUCAGCAGACGUUCCUGGUUCAGGAGUUUCCUCUCUGCCUGGACGUCGCUCGCAGGAUGUUCCGGUUUCAUCCCUCUAGAGCAGGAGGCAGAUUCACGUCCGAACCUGCUGCACAGCAACAGAAGUAAUAAUCCUCCAGGAUGGCGGUCCCCCCUCUCUAUGUCACCGAGGAGCCCGGGGCUGGCUUAACCGAAGUGGACAUAUGUACAUUCCAGAUUAAUAUCAAGUAUGAAGUCAUCCAAACUGUCGUCUGCGCCGUUUGCCUUUCCUUUGGCCUCAUCUACUGCUUUUUCGGAUACCGCUGCUUCCGGAUGGUCAUGUUCUUCUCGGGGUUCCUGUUCGCGUUGGGAGGCGUCCUCCUCUUAUACUCCAAGGAGCCUUCGCUGAACACGCAUGCCGGGAUGGAGACGAAGGCGGGCAUCGGCCUGGGCGUGGGGGUGCUGUGCGGGCUGGUGACCAUGCUGGUGUCCACCGUGGGACUCCUCCUCAGCGGCCUCCAGCUGGGCGGCCUGCUCUCCCUCUCCGUCCUGGUGGCCGUGGCUCAGUUUCACAGCCUCUCGCCGGCCUGGGUGCCCCUCAGCGUCGUCCUGGCCGUCAGCAUCGUGGCGGCCGUCGUGACGCUCCAGUGGCAGAAACUGUUCGCCGUGGUCUACACGUCCGUCUUCGGAUCGGCCGUGGUGAUGCUGUGCGUGGACUACCUGGCGGGGGCCUUCGCGCUGCCAGAUCAGGUGUACGACCUGUUCUGUGAAGCCGACCCGCGGCCCCUGUGCUGGUAUAACUGGGUGAUCUUGGGGAUCUGUCCUGCUCUGAGCCUCGUCAGCGCGCCGGCGCAGUGGAUGUUCACAGCCAAGGGAGUGUCACACAGAGAAGCUGAAUUUGCAAAGCAGAGAAGAAAUGCCAAGAAGUACAGAUACAAAGAGACUCGCAGAAGGCCUCCGCCACACCGCCGGCGCCGGCCUCCUCCCCUGAAACGCUACGCCGGGGACGUCCUGGCGCCGAGUUACCUGCAGAGCCUUCAGGAGCGGCAGAUGGGGACGGGCUCCUCCACCAGCAGCGUCAGCACCAUCACACACACCCUGAUCGACUUUGACUUCGAGACGGGCUCCAUGGUGCCUCUGACCGCCGCCUCUCCGGUCUUCGCCGUGUGAACCAAUUCACCGCUGUCUCCGGGAAUCCGGUGCACCAAAAUGUCUUCUUUUUUUCUAUUUUUAUUCUCUGAAACAACCGUCAUCCUGUCCUGGUUUGGGUCUCAUUUGUCAGAUAAUCAUUAAAAUGCACAGAGUGAUUUCAGAUGCUCUGGGAUUAUAAUCUCAAUGACAGCCAGACUUUUUGAAGCAUCAGGAUCAAGAUCGCCACACAGCUGCUCACCAGUCUUCAAAUACUUCUUCCAUUUCUUUGGAUAUGUAGAUUUCACAUGUGUUUAGAUUCGUUUGCAGUCAAACUUUCAAGAGGACAACUGACGGUUUCAUAUUAGCGUUUGAAAUAAAGUAGAGAACAUGCAUAAGAAAGGUGGUAUUCUGGACAAUCAACCAAUAAAAC